CGUGUGUGUGUGUGUGUGGUCAUCCCAGUGCCUACACAUAUAAAUGCAAUGCAUUGUGAGUCUAUUGACCUAUUCAUUGGCUUUUCAGAUCAAUAUUAUUCAGCAGCACUUUUCAAGCAAGCAAACUUUGGACCGGUCGUCAUCCCUUCUGAGGGACAUGUCCUGCCCGUGUCCCCGCUUUUCUGGAUGUGAAGUCUCUAACUUGUGUCCUCUCACAAACUGGAGACACAGCAGGAUAUGUAUACCCACGGCAAUUAUUAUAUUUCCCACAUACAUACAAUAAUUCGAGGUGUAUUUGUUUAGCAGACUUGUACGGGAGUGAUUUUUGCUUAGUAAAUUUCCCAUGCUUUCCUGUAAUUCAUUUCCAUCGGUUGUUGCAAUAACUAUGUCAACAGGAAGUUCGAGAUUGCUAAUUCUUUGUCCGUUUACGUGUAUGCGUUUAUUCCUCCAGUCCAGUGUUCAGAAAAUGGUCUAGUAUUGCUGCCUUCAAUGGCCUCGGUGAGAGCGUAUUUUCUUGCCCCGACUCCUCGUCUGAGUCGUAUAUUUCCGUCUAAGUACAGUGGUCCCUUCUUCACGAACAAAGUUUCGAUCAUUUUACUUAGAUGUUUGCGAGUGAGGUGGACAGCUGGCUGGCUCAUCGCCCAGAUCGCCAAGCUGGCAUCACCCGAACCCCUGGGUUUCAAGCCCGGGCUACAAUACGUGAUUAAACGGGGUUGUUGAGUGUUUUUAGCUCUGCACUUUAUUUUGGAUACAUUUCAGCUCCAAGGAUGAAAUAAAAGCAACAAUCUCACAGCGGGGGGUGGUGGAUGGGAAUAAGAAGGGAACUCUUUGGGGAGAAGUCUGGUGGAGAAAAUCUCCUUCGCGUCCGUCUGCGACGCGUGGGGGCGCACCGCUGUGCUGCGAGGUUACCCGGUGGACUCGGUGUCUCGUGACGAGAUGCCACAGUGGGAUUUGCAUCGGGCAAAAAAAGAAUAAAGGAAGCCUCGGUUUAUAGUGGUGGUAGUUUAUUUGAAGUGCUCUGUGAGCCAAGGUGUUCUUAAGUCGGGUUUUAGCAACAAGAAAACAAUGCCGCCGCUUCUCCGACAUACGCAGAGGCUUGUAUUGUGAGAGGCUUGUAUUGCCACGUCGUUUGUUUAUGCUAGAAUGCCAUUAAUGGUGUGCGUGUGGUCAAUGGCAGAAAGCCUUUCUUAAAAUCCGGCUCGCCAACGCGCUUUAUUGGUCUUUGAAAUGUCCAUUAUUUGGUUCCCUAGGGUUUGGAGGCUAUGCCCCUACAGCGGUCUGUGCCUGUGAUCAAAAACACUAACCCGUCCGUGGAUGUUUAGGAAGCCAUCUGACUGUGGUUCUUUUGAAUCCACAGCACUAAACAUGGCUUAGAACCUCGGGCCAGAUGGACCGUACGUUACGGCAAAUGCAAGCACACGACUUGGCGCUGUGCAGCAUUCUGUGUGAGAAACUGGCUUGUGGAAUAUUGGCCUUUGAGGUCACUUUGAAAUAUCGCAUCCCAAAGCUCGCCCCCACAGUUGGCCCUUGCCGAUUGCUUUAAAACCUUUGUUCUACAUUUUUUUACGACCAAUUCUGGCAGUGCCUGAUAAGCUGCUAUCUCCAGAGGCAACAACCUUUUCGGAAUCCUGCCUAGCCCGUGCCGUGACAAAGGAGGUGGCGCAUUUUCAAAAGACAGAGAGAGAGAGAGAGGGUCCAUAUUUGUCAAGCCUUGUGCGCAUUGCAAGGUGGAGAUUAAAGCGGAAUUGUUGGUGCUUGGAUGACUUUGGGUGGCUGCUGGGGUAGAGAAUGCUUUGGUACGGAGUGAGGGCAUGAGGCCGUUGGUGGGUGGAAUCCUACGACGCAGCGAUGUUCACGAUAGAUGCUCUCGCGUUCGUGAAAGGAGAGCGGGUGCCUUUGGGAAAGCCGGCUGCGCACGGCACGGCAGAAGCGUUCUCUGCAGCUGCGCAGGGGUGAUGCACAGGCGUCGAAAUAAAAUCAAGCCUGCAGAGGAACAGCGACAUUUGAAGGCAAACGACAGAGAAUUCAACGAGAAAUUCCAGUACGCGACCAACCGGAUAAAGACCUCCAAGUACAAUGUGGUGACCUUCCUGCCCGUCAAUCUGUUUGAGCAGUUCCAAAGAGUGGCCAAUGCCUACUUCCUGUUCUUGCUCAUCUUGCAGCUGAUUCCUCAGAUUUCAUCCCUGUCUUGGUUUACCACCAUCGUGCCUUUGGUGUUGGUGUUGACCAUCACCGCUGUCAAGGAUGCCUCCGACGACCUAUUCCGUCACAGGAGUGACAACCAGGUCAACAACAGACAGUCUCAGGUUCACAUCAACGGAAAGUCCGGAAGACUGCAGAAUGAAAAAUGGAUGAACGUGCGCGUUGGGGACAUCAUCAAAAUGGAGAACAACCAAUUUGUUGCCGCCGACCUCUUGCUGCUGUCCAGCAGCGAACCCCACAGCCUGUGCUACAUCGAGACGGCAGAGCUUGAUGGUGAGACGAACUUGAAGGUGCGGCAGGCUCUUCCCGUGACCUCCCAGAUUGCCGACGACAUUGACAAGCUGGCGCACUUUGACGGCGAGGUGAUUUGCGAACCGCCCAACAACAAGCUGGACAGGUUCACCGGCACGCUGUACUGGCGGGGCAACACGUACUCCCUGGACAACGACAAAAUGUUGCUGCGCGGCUGCGUCUUGCGCAACACCGAGUGGUGCUACGGCCUCGUGGUCUUCGCAGGCCCCGACACCAAGCUGAUGCAGAACAGUGGACGGACGAAGUUAAAAAGAACCAGCAUCGACCGCCUCAUGAACACCCUCGUGCUGUGGAUUUUUGGCUUCCUCGUGUGCAUGGGGUCCAUCCUGGGGCUCGGAAACACCAUCUGGGAGAGCGCCAUUGGCUACUACUUCCAGCCGUACCUGCCGUGGGAGAGCGCGGUGGACAGCGCCAUCUUUUCAGGGUUCCUCACCUUCUGGUCGUACAUCAUCAUCCUCAACACCGUCGUGCCCAUCUCGCUCUACGUCAGUGUGGAGGUUAUACGGUUAGGCCACAGCUAUUUCAUCAACUGGGACCGCAAGAUGUACUACGGAAAGCGGGACACGCCGGCUGAGGUGCGCACCACCACGCUCAACGAGGAGCUCGGGCAAAUCGAGUACAUCUUCUCCGAUAAGACGGGCACGCUCACGCAGAACAUCAUGACCUUCAACAAGUGCUCCAUCAACGGCCGCGUUUACGGAGGAGCAUAUGAUGUUACGGGUCACAAAGUGGAAAUCAAUGAGAGGUCGGUGCCAGUGGAUUUCUCAAGGAACCUGCUGGCCGACCGGCGGUUCUUCUUCUACGAUCAGACCAUGCUGGAGGCCAUACGCCUGGGCGAGUGGGGAGUGCACGAGUUCUUCCGUUUGCUUGCACUCUGCCACACCGUGAUGCCCGAGGAGAAGACCGAGGGGGAGCUGGCUUACCAGGCCCAGUCCCCCGAUGAGGGCGCCUUGGUGACGGCCGCACGCAACUUUGACUUCGUUUUCCGCUCGCGCACGCCCGAGACUAUCACGCUGCACGAGCUGGGAGAACCGCGCACCUACCAGCUGCUCGCCAUCCUUGACUUCAACAACUUCCGCAAGCGCAUGUCCGUCAUCGUGCGGAAUGCUGAAGGUCGGCUGAAGCUGUACUGCAAAGGCGCCGACUCUGUGAUAUUUGAGAGGCUUCACCCCUGCAACCAGCAGCUCGUGAACAUCACCGCAGACCACCUGAGUGCGUUUGCGGGCGAGGGCCUGCGCACGCUGUGCCUGGCGUACCGCGACCUGGACGAGGCCUCCUUCGAGGAGUGGCAGGAGCGGCACCACGAGGCAAACACGUCCUUGCAGGGCCGCGAGGAGCUGCUCGCCGCCGUCUACGACGAGAUCGAGCAAAACAUGAUGUUGCUGGGAGCCACCGCGAUAGAGGACAAGCUGCAGGAGGGUGUGCCGGAGACCAUUGCGAAGCUGGCCCUGGCUAACAUCAAGAUCUGGGUUCUUACGGGCGACAAACAAGAAACGGCGGUGAAUAUCGGCUACUCGUGCAACAUGCUAACAGACGACAUGAACGAGGUGUUUGUGGUGUCGGGGCACACGGUCCAGGAGGUCCGCGAGGAGCUGGGACGCGCCAAGGCCAAGAUGCUUGGACUGAGCAAGGGCUCGGCUGCAAAUGGCUUCCUCUAUUCGUCGGUGAAGGAUCCUUCCAAGGCCUGCCCAUCCAUCGAGACAACUGUGGAGGGGGAGUACGCCAUCAUCAUCAAUGGGCACAGCCUGGCGCACGCCCUGGAGGCCGACAUGGAGAUGGAGUUCCUGGAGGUGGCCUGCAUGUGCAAGGCGGUGAUCUGCUGCCGCGUGACGCCGCUUCAAAAAGCACAGGUGGUGGAGCUGGUGAAGACGUACCGCAAGGCCGUGACGCUCGCCAUCGGGGACGGAGCCAACGAUGUCAGCAUGAUCAAGACGGCUCACAUCGGCGUGGGCAUCAGCGGGCAGGAGGGCAUGCAGGCCGUCCUGUCCAGCGACUACUCCUUCGCUCAGUUCCGCUUCCUGCAGCGCCUGCUGCUCGUGCACGGCCGCUGGUCCUACCUGCGCAUGUGCAAGUUCCUGUGCUACUUCUUCUACAAGAACUUCGCCUUCACGCUCGUUCACUUCUGGUUUGGAUUCUUCUGCGGCUUCUCCGCCCAGACGGUGUAUGACCAGUGGUUCAUUACGCUUUUCAACAUUGUUUACACAUCCUUGCCGGUAUUGGCGAUGGGGGUGUUCGAUCAGGACAUCAACGACCAAUGGAGCAUCGAUUGCCCAAAGCUCUACGAGCCGGGGCAGCUCAACCUGCUGUUCAACAAGCGCGAAUUCUUCAUCUGCAUCGGGCAGGGCAUCUACACGUCAGUGGUGCUUUUCUUUGUGCCGUACGCUGCCUUUGUGGAGGCGGUGCGCGAUGACGGAACAGGACUGUCCGACCACCAGUCCCUGGCUGUGGCUGUCUCCACGUCGCUCAUCAUCGUCGUCAGCCUGCAGAUGGGUCUGGACACAGCCUACUGGACGGCCAUCAACCACUUUUUCAUCUGGGGCAGCGUGGCCGUAUACUUUGCGAUCAUGUUCGCCAUGUACAGCGCCGGCCUCUACAGCAUCUUCCCGUCCCAGUUUCGCUUCAUAGGCACAGCACGGAACACGCUCAACCAGCCGUCUGUGUGGCUGGUGAUCGCGCUGACCACCAUUGUAUGCAUCAUGCCUAUCGCCGCAUUCCGCUUCUUGAAGACCGACUUGCGGCCCACGCUCAGCGACAAGGAGCGCUACAUGCAGCGACAGCGACGCAAGCAGAAGCCGCAGACGCUGAGGCUGCACCGCGUGCACCGCACAGGCUCGCGCCGCUCGGGCUAUGCGUUUGCGCACCAGGAGGGCUUCGGCGAGCUCAUCACGUCUGGCAAAAACAUGCGCGGCUUCCACUCGGCUACGGCGCUGCUCACACGGGCUGCGCACGGCAGUGCGAGCUGGUUCGAGUCGCUGGGCAAGCGGCGAGCAGGCGACCCGACCUCGCAGCAGCAGCCGAAGGUGGGCGGCGAUACGACGCCAGCCAACGCUGCCAGCGAGCAGCAAGAAGAACAGGAGCUCGAGCAGGAGCUGGGAGAAGAGGCAGCUGCACCAGCGAUGGAAGCUUCAUUACUGUUGUGCGCAUCACCGGAGCUGGCGUCGACACCGGAGCCGGCGUCGACACCAGAGCCGGCGUCCACACCGGAGCCGGCGUCCACACCGGAGCCGGCGUCGACGCCAGAGAUGGCGGUAACACUGGAGGAGCUGGCAUCAACAUCGACACCAGAAAGAACUGCCACUUUCAACGACACGGAGAUCCAGUGAUUGCUUUCAACAACACAAUGACUGAACGAGGCCUUUUGCACACUGUGAGAACCGUUGUGACACACUUGUGCUCACGCAAAUGGGUGAAGUGAAGCACCAUUCAGCAAAUCCCUGCCAGGCCGCAGUUCGCUGCUGGGGAGGCAAAGCAACGAGUUCAGCAGGAACAGGGGAAUAAGGGGGCACCCGUUGAUUCCCAAAUUGUUGCAGAUGACUGGGACACUUAUUUUGCACUGUCUGCUACCAGUUCAGAAUUUCUCAUAUUGCCUUCUUACAUUUGGUUUAAAGUUUCCACAAUGCAGAGCUUCUAGUUCACAUUUUUACAUAUUGGCAUUAGUUGAAAAAUAAUGGUAAGGUAGUUUUACUCCAAUUGGUGUAUACGAAAACAUCUGCCGACCAGCUUUAAACACUGCAGAAAGACGUAUUUGUAGAAUUAAUUUCUCACCGACAUGAGCCGUCUAUUCAAUGUUGUGCCUUUUUGUUCAUUUUUACAACUACGUGGAGAUGCUUCUGUUGGGGAAAGCAUUUUGUAGUGGAAGUGGGUGUUAGCUGUGUGUAUUUUCUAAACACAUGUAGGUGCAUUUGUAAAAAAGUGUACCUUGAACACCAGAACGUCAGUUGCCUUUGUAGCAUAUUUGUGUAGCUGACAGUGUACAUUACGGUUUUAGUUAAAAUUGUUUGCAAAGCUAAUUACAUGUUACAAAUGUACAUUUCUUUUGUAAAAAACAUAAAAAAUUUAGCAAAAUAACUAUAUUAAUAAAACCCAAAUGUUUGUUUCAUAUUUCAAAACUGCAGUGCUUCAGAGUUGAGCAAGGGUGUUUAAAGCUGUUUAUUUUUAUACCACAUUCUGUUUAUUAAAGUUUAAAUAUGAAGGUGUGGAUUUUAUAGACCCUAGUUGUGCAUUGUUUUUCUUUUUGGCAACGACUAUCAUUUUUCUGAAAAUAAAACAAUGCAGAAUAGUAUAUAAUGGGCCAAGUAUAUCCUUCAGAAUAGGUAACGAGUUCAGGCAAGUAACUUCUAUUGACCAAAACACUGAUUCGUUCCUCCUUAACAUGUUUUUACUUUGUUGAGUUUGUUUUUGUCAUUUGUUACAAAAUGUCAAUGUAGCAACUGGGACUGUUGCUUUCAGUUAAGCUGUCACCUGCCUUUACUGUUUAUACAUUGUAAUGAUUACUGUUGACCGUUGCUCCUUGUGCAGCAAAUGGAAGCACAGUACAUAUUGAAGGCAAACAAGCAUGUUUUAAUGCCAAAGAGCUAAAAGUAAUAUCAGAUUGUAAAUACAACAUUCCAUAAUAAUUUAUUGCACAUUUAUACAUUUAAAGGAUUGGUAUCUUUUGAGUAAUAAAUAAUGAGGUAUAAUUAU
This is a messenger RNA of Petromyzon marinus (sea lamprey), 7197 nucleotides long. Lineage: Eukaryota; Metazoa; Chordata; Hyperoartia; Petromyzontiformes; Petromyzontidae. The record is from RefSeq and is a predicted model, not a curated record.